Messenger RNA from Vitrella brassicaformis, 2643 nucleotides. The record is from the annotation of a GenBank genome assembly. Lineage: Eukaryota; Vitrellaceae.
GUCCAGGGGCGGUAGGCGGCAUUCGGGCUCCCUGCCGAGGGCGGCUGUGGUUGCUGUCGCACAACGUACGUGAGGGGAGACAGACAAGACAAGACAAGACAGACACCUACAGAGAGAGCGGCGCGGUGAGUGGGGUCUUGACUUUUCUUGGAUGCGAUACAGACACGAGCGCUGCUGAGGCAGCCACCCCAACAUCAACAGCAACACCGACAAUGGCCAAGGAAGCCCCACCGACUGAGGUACGGUGGACGCACUCUCCACCAUAAUCCAAUUCCCGAUCUCUCUUCCUUUGAUUUGAGCCAAUGCACACCCGCUUUGCUUUGCAUGGCGGGUGUUCACUUCAGGCCGUUGAGUCCGUCCUUACCCACGACGCCCCCCACUGUGCUGGUUCGGACGAGUGCGAUGACGACGAGCGGUCAGAGCUGGGCGGGGAGGGGGAGGUGGCCGUGGGGGACGAUGCCCGCGCCCACGCCGCCAGUCAAUUUUCGAUUGACGACAAGGGAGAGGGAGAAGGCGAAAGAGACAAUGGACGUCGGCCCUCGAGGACGUACGCGUCUGAGGAUGCGGCUGUGAUGGAGGCCAGGCGGCGCAGCCUGGCAGAGAAAAUGAAACACAGCGGCAUCACGGACGUGUAAGCCAGUGGAUGGGAUGCCAGCCAUACGAGGGGAGACACACACUUACGGCAUUAAGGGAUGGACUGUGUGUGUUACUUACAGGUUCGACCCCACUCCCAUCGAGCGAGCGCCGUCUUGCCCCUUCGAGACGGCUGUCAGAACCGCCACCGACCUGCGGCCGCUGCUGCUCAAGUACAGCCAGCACCAUCGAUCGACACACAAAGAAGGAGACAUAACGUCCGCUUCGCUUCGCCUGCGUCUGUGUCAUUCAUUCGUUGACUCAGUCCGCCUGCCAAGGGCGGCAUGGUUGAGUGCCAGAUCGUUCGGGAGAAGGGAGGGCUCAACAAACUGUUCCCCAAGUACACCCUACAAACUGAGGUCCGAAGCACGUAUCGGGGGAGGAACACUCAGUCACAUGUCGUUGUUGUUGCUGUGUCUCUUUGUCUUCAGAAGGGGAUAUUUCUGAUGCGCUCGCAGAAAAGAAAACACAAUAAGGUCUGCAGGUCGAGUCGAAUGGAUGGCACGCAAUGAGCUGGUCUGGUCACGCCUCCCUCCCUCCCAUGAGUGUCUGCCUUGCGUGUGUGUGGUUCAGACGUCCAAUUACUGGGUCUGGAUGGGCUACGAGGACCCAACCAAGGACUCACCCAACUUCCUGGGAAAACUGAGGUGGGUAGGCUUGUGGCCCUCCCUCCAAUGUCAUUCAUGAUGGGUGGGUAUGUCUGUCUGGCGUCCCUUUGGCUUCUCCCUGCCUGCCUCCCCUCCCCACCUUCCAGGGCUAAUUUCAUUGGCUCCGAGUACACGCUCUUCGGCGACGGCGAUGGCUCGCCCUCCUCAAGAGUAACAAAACAGCCAGCCCACCACAUGGCUGGCACACUUGCACGCCCAGCUGUCUUGUUUCCCACUGUUGGUUGGGUGGAUUCACUGGUUCAGAGUGCGUCUUUUUCGUCAUCCCAGUCAGCGUCUGCCCGGACAGCGCUGAGUGGCGUGUCCGCCAGCAAUGUCCUGAGUGGGGGGACGGACCAGAACAUCCAGCAGCAGCUACAGCUACAGCAGCAGGAACAAGUCGCGGGAAUCACUUAUGUAGGCGUUGGUCUCUGGAUAGAAACGCUAAGCAGGGAUCGCAUCGCGGGGGAUUUCAUGUGUGUGUAUGUGUGUGUGUGUGUGAAUGCAACUGUGUAUGUGCAGACGAGCCACUUGUGGGGUCGUCGGCCGCGGGGGCCGCGGCAGAUGCAGGUCGUCAUCCCAAUGGUCAGUCAGUCAGGGGGGAGACAUCUAUCCAUCCAUUGGAACACAUUGACUGCGUUGACAAAGUCGACUGACUGACUGACACUCUGUUUGUCUGUGGGGCGUGCGUGUGCGCCUAUCUUUGGCGCCCACAUGCCCAUGUGUGUGUGCAGGUGCACACGAGCAACGAGCGGUGGGUCUGCCGACCCGCAAACCACGAGGAGGAAGGUGACUGAUGACACACAGACAGACAGAAGAUACAAACAUAGAACACAAGCAACCAAACCGUUUUCGCCUCUGUGUGUGUGUGUGUGUGUGCGUGUCUUCUGGAAGGGUUGUUGAGUUACCUGAAGGUGGGCGACACGACCCACGUGCUCACCUUCCAGAACAAACAGCCCAAGUGGAACGAACGUAUGCGCCUCUGGGCAGACAGACACACACACACACACACCCCGUGUGUGUGGGUGGACGCUGUGUGUGUGUGGAUAUCUGGGUGUGUGGGAACAGACAUCGGUGCGUUCGUAUUGAAUUUCAACAAGCGCGUGACCCAGGCGUCCGUCAAGAACUUCCAGCUUGUCGCCAACGACGACCGUAAGAGAGACACGCACACACUGUGACAGGCACCACUCGUGUGCUGCCUGCGCAUGUGGGUGGGCAUUGCGUUGUGCAGCGGACACGGUGUACUUGCAGUUCGGCCGCGUCGGCAAGGACACAUUCAACAUGGACUUCAGGCAAGGCAAACCAAUUGCACAUACCAAAGACACACAGGAGGGGAAGACCAACGCACCGUACGCUCCCCCCCCCC